Molecule: messenger RNA, 1245 nt
Organism: Fraxinus pennsylvanica
Lineage: Eukaryota; Viridiplantae; Streptophyta; Magnoliopsida; Lamiales; Oleaceae
Source: the annotation of a GenBank genome assembly
AUGCCCCGCCGCAAGAACCACAAACACCGCCAUCAGUCUCCUCCACCACCGCCAAAACUACCACCCCUGAACCACAGCACUACUACUGAAAUACUCAGACAUGCCGCCGCAAUCUUCUACCGUCACCUCCCAACAUUCCUGGUGCUCUCCCUCAUCCUCUGUUUCAUCCGCAACCCUGUCGAGGAAAUGUAUGGCAGCCUAGCCGAUGACUACGACCCUUCCGUAAAAGACCUCCUCACCCGCAUGGAAUUCCGCAGGGCUCACGGCAUCCGUCAAAGCAGUCCCGAGUCUCAGCUUUCCCCCGUCGGUACCCCUGACUAUAACUUCUUCUCCGGCGACUCAUAUGACCGCCCCCAGUCGAAUCAAUUGGGUGGCAAUACCACUAAUUCCAUCUUCGACCAAGUCAACUCAUUCCCGCAAAUCAUCCUCCCAGGCGGUUUCUCUUUCAGGGCUGAAAUUCCGAAGCAUAACGACACAGUAAAUAAAUUCGUGGAAAGAAGUUUGGACGAUCCACUUAUUGAGUUCGAUUUGGAGUUAUUGCAAAAGGGUCACGUGAAUGGCCGCGAUAAUGACAACUUCUUGUUCACUUUACUGAUCGUUUCGUGUGUGGUUUAUGCAUUUGCAUUUUUCACAAGUUUGUUUGCCUACACUUGGGCACAUGGGAUUGUUUUUCUUCAGGUGAUGGAUCACCUGUCUGGAAAUAAGAGAUCGGUAUAUCACUCUAUUCUUAAUGGUGCAACGUUUGGGGUUAGAAGACUUCUGCAGUUUAGUUUCAUAAAUUGGGCGGCGAGGGAUAUUCUCGCGAAGCAGGUUGCGAAAUAUUCUUAUGAAGUUGACAAUUUCUUCUCGUUUCUUGUGGUUGCCAUGAGGGUGAUGCCCUUUAUCAAUCUGGUGCCAUGGGUUCAGGGUCCUCAAUGGGAGACUGCAGAUUUUAUAGUGAAAUGGUUCUGUGCUGAUUUGAUUGUGGGAUUUAUAUUUUCUGUGGCUUCUUGGGUUGCCGUAGUAGACUGGCCAAUCAGUAUUAUAGAAAUUUCGCAAGAAACUUGGCAUAUAUUGGCAGCUUUCCAUACCCCUGCCCUUGAGAUAAGGGUUUUGGAAGCAAUAAUUUGCGGCAAGGGAUUUGCUUGGGAGGGGACAGAUGCAAGCCCUUCUUUCAGAGCUCUAUGUAAAUUGAUGGAAAGUUCUGUUUCGAGCCUUGAAUUCUUGAGCCAAGGAUACUGGUAUCUGGCUCUGUUGCAAUCCUAA